GGACCCGUAGAACCACAUGUCUGGUAACCGAUUUUGAUUUUCUUUUCGGCGGUAUAAUGCUCCAAUUAAUUGAUUAAUUGCGGUUAAUUGACAACACCAGUGAACGGCGAAAGAUCGGUGCGACCAGAAACGAGUCGAGUGUGUGUGCGAUUGGCAAAAAAUCGAGAUCAAUAAUAUUCGUAACGUUCUGCCCACCAGCGCGUGAGUGAGUGCGAGCGAGAGGCAACGAGUCCAGUGCGAGUGCGAGCAGUGCGAAAGUGUGUGUGCGAGGAAACCCGCAAAAGCAAUAGCAAAGCAACAAUAACAACACACGUACGCACACACACACCCCCACAUAUAUAUUCACACGCGGAGCGGAAAGUGCGUAGUGAACAUACAUACGAAAAAAAAAGUGGGAGAGAGAUCAGAACAAAAUCAAAUUCUGAUUCUGGCGUUCAGUCAUUUUCUGUUCGGAAGCCGAUCUCUCGAUCAACCGCAUCCCGUUGAGCAGGCAAGGAAGCAGCCAAGAGUUUCCCCUGACCCGACAACGAGGAUCAGCCGCUGACGAAACCGGAGCAGGAGCAGCGGAUUUGCUGCCCACUCUGGAGAGGAAACCGGAGUCGAAGACACCGCAGGAGUAGCAGCCACAAGUGAGGAGCAUGUCCGGCAAGGAGGAGACGCCGUCCACGGGAGGAGCCGCUCCUGUGACCACCAUCGCCGCUUCUGGCAGCGCCGCCACCACCUCGUACGCCAAUGUGGUGCAGAACCUGGACACCAAGAAGACCACCACCGGCAGCAGCACCACCACCACCACCGCCGUGGACAACAAAGAGAACCAACCCAAUCUGAAGAGCUUAAAGUCGUGGAGCGAGGAGGCCGCCGCCGCCGAGGCAGCCGCCGUUGGGGAAUCCCCGCUGGCCAGCAGUGUUAGCCUGGCCCAAACGGGGGAGAAACGCGCCGCCGCCUCGGGAGGCGAUAACACCGCCGAGAACUCUUCGGAACUGGACGAUAACAAUGACUUUGUGCCGGUGCUAUCGCACCACCGACGCGAUCGCAAAAAGGCGCGCAAGGAGAAGCCGCGCGAUCAACAGCCGACCGGAGGACGUGGCGAUGGUCAGAAAUCCCAGCAGGCUGGUGGUGGCAGACGCAUCCCCGGCACCUCCGAUCCCGAUCGCAAGCAGUCGGUGAGGUCGCGUGCCCCACGCGGCGGAAGUCCCCGCAAGGCUGCCACGGGAGCUGUUGCUGCUGCAGCAUCCAAUGCUGGAGGAGCUGCAGCCGCUGGUGCUGCCCCGGGCGGACCGAAGGUACACAAGGAUCGCAAGGACACCUCGCCGAGUGCCAGCAUCGAGGGAGCCGGGAGCAAUGGCAGCGGCAACGAGGCCAAGUCCGGCGACGGGGACCAGCAGGCGGGCGAGAAGGGGGCAGCCGGAGCAGCUCCGCCGCCCAAGCGAUUCAUUGCCGCACCACCGCCCAAGGUCAACGCCUGGAAGAUAUCGGCUAAACAAUCCGGCAGCCCAAAGGCAGGAACUUCUCCAUUGGACAAACGUGUUUUGCAGCCCAAGGCACAGCAGCAACAACAAACCAAGCAGACUGCCAGCCAAAGCAACAACGCACAGAACACAGCCAGCAACAAAAAGACACAACAACAGCAGCAACAACCGCAGCAGCAACAGCAACCUCAACAGGGCGCAACACCAGCAGCAACAACAACUGUACAGACAACAACAACAGCAGCAGCAAGCACAACAGCAGCAGCAGCAACACCAUCAUCCGCAACAGCAACAACAUCAUCAGCAGCAGCAGCAACAACUGAAACAGCCGCAACAACAACUACUGUUGAUGCCAGUCAGGCAGAUGUGCUUGCCAAAGUCGUGGUAAAGGACAAAAAGAAGGUCAAUCAGAAGGCCAGCGACUUUAGCAACGUUGGUGACUGGCCCACGCUAAUUGGCGGAACUUCUGGCAGUGGCAAAGCCACCAGCAACGAACCCAAGCGCAACCCAACGAAAAAACAGCAGCCAGCCAAAACAGCAGCUGCAGUAGCAGCCAGCAACACCACUUCAAGUGAAGUUGCCACAGAGUCUAACGUCGCCCCCUCGAGCAGCGGCAGCAGCAACAGCAAUCCCAGCAGCAGCACCGCCACCGCCACCGCCACCACCAACAACCAAUCCACAACUGCAUCUGUUGCCAGCACGAGUCAUGAUGCCAAAGCCCAGCGAGACGCUGAACCAGCGGCCAAUGCUGCUGCAGGAGCUUCUGGCACCGCUGCCGGGCCUGCCCUCACCAAGAAGCUACCCAAGCACAAGUGGCGUCCGCUGCCCAUCGAUCUGGCUAAGUCCAGUCGCCCCAAGCCGAUUGGCGGCCGGCCAAAUCGGCGGCUCAGCGAUGAUGGCGCCGACCAGCGCCGCCCACCGCGCGUCUACCAUGACCGCCAGCCGGGCGCUGGAGGAGCGGGAGGCGAGUCGCGGCAUCCACACGCUGGCCGGCAUCCGUACGGGUCACGCACAGCGGCUUCUACGUCCGAGCGCGUGGAUUCCUGGCGUAGCAGCAGCAGCACCACCGCCGCAGCGCUCGAUGAGCAGCGCUCUGGAGCAGCGGGUGGUGCCGGGUCAACAGCAGCAGCUGGCUCAGCACCGCGCGGGCCGCGUCGCUACCGGACGCCGUACCGCGGCGGGCGGCAAGGCCGGGGCGGAUUCUCCCGACAGGGACCAGGUCGCCCGACUCAUCGCAUACCACGCCAUCUGCUAGCUUCGGGCGAGUAUGCCAACUAUCUGCCGGCGGACGCCGCCGGCGCCGACUCCUCGCAGUCGUCGUAUGUGCUCAUGGGCACCCACUACUUUGGCAACGUGCCCGCCGCCUACAUCGAAAUGGACGCCACCAGCGUCAAGGAGGCCAUCAAGAAGCAAGUUGAAUACUAUUUCAGCGCCGACAAUCUUACCGGCGACUUCUUUUUGCGCCGCAAAAUGGACCCCGAGGGCUAUAUCCCAGUCACCCUGAUCGCCUCGUUCCAUCGCGUUCUCGCACUGACCACCGAUGUGGCUUUGAUUGUGAACGCCAUCAAGGAAUCGGAUAAACUGGAGCUCUUCGAGGGCUACAAGGUGCGCACCAAGACGACACCGACCACUUGGCCCAUCACCGAUGUGCCGGAGACUCAGGAAGGGGAACUUAAGGCUGGCGCCCAGGUGGUGGAGCAGAAUCAGCCGGAGAAGCAGGGGGAUGAGGAGAAACUGGAGGAGCAGACUGAGGUCGGUUCGCCGCCGCCCGUUCUCACAGCGGCGAUGGCCACAAAGCCGCUGAGCAGCAUUCCGCCGCCGCCUGUGCCAAGGAACUCACAGAAUCUGGUGCCCAAGAUGUUGCAGGAAAAGCAGCAGCAGAGAUCAACUCUCAACUCUGUUAAUGCGAUCAGUGUGCUGACCCAACAGGUGGAGGGUGGUGCCGCCGAGCUGGCUGGACAUUUGAGUGGACUGGCGGAGAGUGUGAAGCCCAAGUCGACAUCGACGCCGGACAAGAGGUCUGCGGCUGCUGCAGCGGGCAAGGGAGCUGGUGCGGCGGCAGCUGCUUUGGUAGCGGAGCCGGAGGGCAUGUGGAAAGAGGUAAAGAGACGCUCCAAAUCAAAUGCUAUCAAAGAAAACGCUACUACACCACCACAACAACAACAGCCACCGCUUUCACAAACGCUCAACAACAAUAAUAACGAUAAUGUCAAAACGAACAACACCUCGUCCACGUCCAAGUCCAAGUCCACGUCCAACAACGCCCCAUCCAACGCCUCAUCAUCAGCCACUGUGUGUGUAACCACCAACAAUGCUUCCUCAGCCACCAAAGCAACCACCAAUAAUGCCACCAAAACCACAACCACCUCCACCGCCACUACCACCACGAACAACAACAUAAAAUCUGGCAAUGCUGCUUACUCCAAAACCCACUCCAAAUCCUCAUCCAAAACAGCUGCUCCGCCAUCCGCUCAGUGCCAUGCCGAAAAGGAAGAACUAGACUUCCAGUUUGACGAGGAGCUAAUGGACCCCCUACCCCCCGGCACCGGACGCAUCAACAACUUCACCGAGAACUUCUCCGACGACGACGAGUCCGAUUACGAGUUUGCCGAUCGUGACAUUAACAAGCUGCUGAUUGUCGCCCAAGUGGGUCGAGCACCCAAACACGAGGGCUACGACCGCACCGCCGACUUUACAUCGCGCACGAAAAUCACCCAGGAUCUAGAGAACAUCAUCAACGACGGUCUGGUCAACUAUGAAGAGGAUCUGUGGACCACUACCAACGUUGUGACUGAUUACAAGACUGUUAAUGUGAUUUCCCAGGCGGACUUUGAAAAGCUGGCCGGUGGUCGAAUCAAAUCCGUGAUGGCGCAGCAGGUGGUGCCCCCACCGCCGCCAAUUGAAGAGGAUUUGGAUGAGACCCUUGUGGGUGAUACUACACUGAACUCCACGCUGAACAACACCCUGAAAUCCCGACGUGCCCGCUUUUAUGCUGCUCCUAACUCGCACUCGAUUGAUCCCCGGACGCCGAGGAAGAGGAAACUCCGCCACACCGCCAAUCCGCCAGUGGAGGCCCACGUCGGUUGGCUGCUUGACACCGUGGAGCACCGACCGCGCACCACAUCGAUGGGAUCCUCGGCGGGCACAUCGCCCACUGCCUCAUCGUACGGAUCGUUUGGAUCCUCGGUGCCGCAAUCGUUGCCCAUAUUCCAGCAUCCGUCGCAUGCACUGCUCAAGGAGAACAACUUCACCCAACAGGCCUACCACAAGUACCAUUCGCGGUGCCUCAAGGAGCGCCGACGAUUGGGCUACGGACAGUCGCAGGAGAUGAACACCUUGUACCGCUUCUGGUCGUUCUUCCUGCGCGAGAACUUCAACAAGAGCAUGUACAACGAGUUCCGCUCGCUGGCGCUGGAGGAUGCCGGCAAUGGCUUCCGCUACGGUCUCGAGUGCCUUUUCCGGUUCUUCUCGUACGGCUUGGAGAAGAAGUUCAGACCAAAUGUCUAUCAGGAUUUCCAGGACGAGACGGUUGCCGAUUAUGAAACAGGUCAACUGUACGGCCUUGAGAAGUUCUGGGCCUUCCUCAAAUACUACAAGAACGGCGAGAAGUUGGAGGUGCAGCCCAAAUUGGCAGAGUACCUGAAGAGCUUCAAGAACAUUGAAGACUUCCGCGUGGUGGAGCCAGAGAUCAACGAGAUGCUGCAGGGAGUGGGCAGCCUGAAUCCCGGCCGUCAGCUCAACCGUCACCGCAGUGUGUCCGAGAGCGAUGGCACGGCUGUUAUAACGGCCGGCGGACGUCGCCUCAAUACCACCAUCACCAAUCGCAGCGACUAUGUGGGCAGGUUGUUGCAGCAGCAGCAGCAACAACAGCAGCAACAGCAAUACCACCAUCAUCAGCAGGGCUACGGGGGCUACAAUCAGCAGCAAAACCGCAGACGCACAGGCUCCUUCGGCAGCAGCACAGUGCGCAUUCGCAGCGGAUCCCUGGGCAACAAGCCGCAGGUGGCCAAUCGCAAUCAGGGAUCGCAGCACGAGUUGCGACGCGGCGGCAGCAAUACAGGCCUGGCGCCACACAAGCGACAACAGCAGCAACAGAAACCGAAGCCUGGAGCAGGAUCACAGACAAACUCAGCACGUGCCACAACAUCAGCGGCAGCAGCAGUGGCAGCCGCCGCUUCGGCAGCAGCAACAUCAUCUGCAGCGGCAACAGCAGCAGCAACGCCAGCGGUAACGGUAUCGGGCUCGUCAUCGUCACAGAAGUAGUUACACAAUAAUGCAGAGACACUUUGAAUUAGGUGUAAGUUAAUAUCUACGACUUAGUUUUCAGGGGCACGCGCAUCCGAUGCUCCGCACUCUUUUGUUUAUUCAUUCUUAUUAUUCUUUUGUAGUAUUCAAGUCAAGCGUAAAGUUGGAACAGUCGUUAGCGUUUAGCAUAAUUAAGUGAAAUUUUUGAAAUUUGUUUAUUGCAAUUUGCCUAGCGCUCGUUGGUUUAGUAGUUACGAUUCUAAUUGUUUGUUUCUCGCAUACCCUCGACAAAAAACUAAAAAAUGGUUGCUUACGAAAUGCUCAAUGCUCACACAAAACAAAAACCACUCACACACACCAAUUACACACAGCGGGGUCUGUCUGCUUUGUACCAGUGCCAACCAGCCAUGAUCUUGGAAAAAAAUAACGAAACGAUUGCCCUUACAUUUUUGUUCUGUUGAUUAUUCUCCUUAUUUUUUUAAUGCGAUGCAAAAACCAAGGCAAAUUUUCCUACUUAGAGCAGCGUUAAUAAUUGACGUAAUGCCAUGAACUGUUGUACUAUACGAUUAAAGAUAAUAACCAUAACGAUAACGAUAUAACCUAUGCAUAUAUUACCUAACGAAAACUGAAAACAAAUCAAACGAAAUUGAUACACAACAAAAACCAAAUGAUCUUAAUGCAAAUAAAUUUUGUAAAUUACAAAAGAAUAUAUAUAUACAUAUAUAACUCCGUAUGAAGCAAGAAAACGCGUAUAUAUGAUUACUAUUAUUAUGAUUAUUUUUUUGUGUGUGACCUAAGCGCAAAUGUAAAAUGUAAUUGUUUAAGAGGCAGCGAGAACUUGUAAUCCUUAAACCCAAUUGAGGCAAGCGGGGCUCAAGUGCCAGCGAAUUUUAGUUGUUUAAGCAUUUACCACAAGCCAGUCCAGCGCAAUCGCCAGCGGUAUAGCAAUAGGUAUCCGACUUGGACUCGGGUCCACAGCUUCCCCUGUCGCAGUGCACUGCCCCCAGUCUAUAGCGAUCCGAUCUAUCUAUCGAAUUGGUCCACCCCCGAAAACCUCAGAACUUCGUACCCCGCCAAGCAUUUAGAAGCAUGUCAAAAACCAUUUAUUUUUUACCUUUAGUUUUUGCACUUGUUAAUUUUUAAUUCGAGAAAACUACGACUAUAAAAAAUUCUAGAAAAAAAGAACAAAAAAAUUUUAAAAACACAAAAAUUGUCAAGUCCAAAAAAAGUUUAAAACUUUAUAAAAACAACAAAGGCAAAUGAUGCAAACGAAAAAAAAGCAUUAAGAGAUAAUGAAGUUUGUUUCGCAUAGUGAAUAGAUCUAAAUUUAAAACAUAUGUGAGAAAUCAAAUGUAAGCUUAAUACGGAUAACAACUAUAUAUAUCUGCAUAUAUCCAAACACACAUAUAGAGAGACUUUAAAGCGUGACUGCAAUUUGAGAAUACUAUAACUAAAUAAGAGGCGAACGGUGAAGUUGUCCGAUGCCGCCUGACGGUGAGCAGUUUGCAAAACUCUCUCAAGGUCCUUCAGCCCCUCGAUUUUGCUUAGCUCAUCUAGCCUAAGCAAGCAUACACACAGCACACACCACACACCACACCACACCACGCAAAUACGAAAAGUGCAAAGAACGUUUCAUUAAAUAUUAUUUUGUAAUCAUUAGAUAUCUGUAAAUAUACUUCCCUGCUUCUUUUUUAAAA
Messenger RNA from Drosophila subpulchrella, 7411 nucleotides. RefSeq names its product la-related protein 1 (gene larp). Lineage: Eukaryota; Metazoa; Arthropoda; Insecta; Diptera; Drosophilidae. The transcript has 7 exons. Gene Ontology annotation, molecular function: RNA cap binding. Gene Ontology annotation, cellular component: cytoplasmic stress granule; cytosol. Gene Ontology annotation, biological process: positive regulation of translation; mRNA stabilization. The coding region runs from base 639 to 5732 and encodes 1697 amino acids. The record is from RefSeq and is a predicted model, not a curated record.